Molecule: messenger RNA, 753 nt
Organism: Penicillium soppii
Lineage: Eukaryota; Fungi; Ascomycota; Eurotiomycetes; Eurotiales; Aspergillaceae
Product: alpha/beta hydrolase
Exons: 1
Coding region: 1-753 (250 amino acids)
Biological process (GO): protein depalmitoylation
Cellular component (GO): cytoplasm
Molecular function (GO): palmitoyl-(protein) hydrolase activity; carboxylic ester hydrolase activity
Source: RefSeq, a predicted model, not a curated record
AUGCCCUCCAAAACCCCCACUCCAUCCGACUUCCCGUCCCAACUCACCGUCACCGUCACACCCACAUCCACAUCCUCAGCCCCAGCCCCAAACAUUCUCCUCCUCCUACACGGUCUCGGUGAUUCAGCUGCAGCCUUCACAAAGUUCGGCGAAGCAUUACAUUUACCGGAGACAACUGUCGUGACAGUUCAGGGAACCGCCCCGCUCCCCUUCGAUCUAGGUGGUUUCCACUGGGGCGACGAUGUCUCCUUCGACUCCGCGACCGGAGCCAUAGACAUGGACGCCGGACUAGUCCGGGCCACAAGGAUACUAGUAGAAGAUGUUGUGCGCGACACACUCAUCCGCAAAUGCGGCUACUCUCUACGGGAGAUCAUGAUCCUAGGAUUCGGCCAAGGAGGCAUGGUCGGACUCGUCACUGCCCGGGAACUGGGGAUAAGAAAUAACGAACAACAAAGCGGUUCUCUAUCCGGGGUGAUUUCCAUUGGAGCGCCAUACCCCUUGUCCGGGUCACGGGUUGGACCAACAAACCGUUCGCCUGUGCUGCUUGUUUCUGGCCGGGACUCGGUUGUCGUCUCUGAUGAGGCGGUGCGGAGGACGAAGCAGGUCUUCGAGUUUGUGGAGGUUAGUCGGUAUGCGCGGAAGGGAGAUUCGAUGCCUUCGAGUCGGGAUGAGAUGUUGCCUGUGAUGCAGUUCUUUGCACAUAGGCUGAGGAGUAGACAGGGUGUUCCUGAGGGAAGUAUGGAAAUUAGUUGA